AUGCAUGUCUGUCUCUUACCCACAGAAAUCCUGAUGGACAUAUUCGCUCUCUUACUCUAUGACACCAGUACUAGUGACACACUUGCUGCCCUUGCAAGAACUUGCAGGACAUUCAAGGAGCCUGCACUUGAUACGCUUUGGGAAAACAUAAAUGGGUUCGAGCCACUCAUCUCAUGCUUGCCUGAAGGUGUUAGUAGCAUGGAGCAAGGAAAGUUGACCCUCCAAAGACCUCUCUUAAUCGGAGAGUGGAGGAUUAUUAGUCAAUAUGCACAACGUAUCCGCUUUUUGGACGUCUCAAGCACUGAGCUAGACAUCAUAGACGAUCGGGUCGUGCAAGCCCUCAUUUCUGCGCCAUCACCCGCACCGCUCUUGCCGAACCUUCGUGGGUUAGUUUGGUUGGAUGACCGAGAAUGCUUCUUUCCGUUAUUGCGCACCCUCAUUGUGUCAACUAUCACGUCGAUUAACCUGGGCUUUGGUUCAAAUUCCCCCACUUUCGCCAAAUCUGCUUUGUUCGCGUCCCUCGGAGCUCGAUGUCCAUCCAUUCAGGAACUCAACUGUAUAUAUAACGGUGACUCCGAAGAAAGUUCAGAUGCAAUAUCUGAAGCCCUAUGUGGCUUGCUAGAGCUCGUCCGUCUUGAAACAGGGAUCCUUAACGCACAAGCACUUCUUCACUUGGCUUCUUUACCGUUGUUGAAGUCUCUGCACUUCAGCGUGAACACGAAUGACAUUGAUGAGAUGCAACCCAAUUCCACUCCAACAUUUUCCUCUCAACUCGAUCAAGUGCACAUCACCGCACCAUCACCUCCCGUUCUUACUUACUGUCUCGAUAACGUCCGGUUUCUCUCCUGUCGAUCAGCAAUCUUGUGCGUCGAUCACGAUUACAGCAAUCUCCAAAUGCUGUAUGACCCACUAGAUAUUCCAGAACUCAUUGUGUCGUUUUCGGAGUGCUUCUGUCAUACUCUUGAAGAACUCCAUUUCAUCUUCGAGUUCGAGUUCGACUCCCUUUUCGACGACGCACUUACAGAUCCCAGCUUUGCACUCGGAUUUGACGUCAUUGCCCCAUUGCUGUCCUUUAGUCACUUAACGGACUUACGGCUCGAUUGGAUGUGCACUUCAGCCAUUGAUGACGCCUCACUCAAGACAAUGGCACAAUCCUGGCCUCAACUUGAGAAGUUCUGGUUUGGAUGCGCGGCUCGUUGGCUGAUUCCGCCAUCUAUCACCUUCAUAGGACUCGCCCACCUCAUACAUCAUUGCCCGCGCUUGUGCCACAUUGAAAUGCCCUUCUCCGCAUAUCCAAUAGACGACAUCGACAGCGAGCCAUUCUUUAAAACCAUUCCCAACGGAAAGAUCACCGAGAUUGAUGUCGGGAUUUCUCCGAUUGUCGAUCCCAUCGCCGUGGCAUGUCAACUGCAUAUGUUGCUGCCC
Molecule: messenger RNA, 1425 nt
Organism: Suillus paluster
Lineage: Eukaryota; Fungi; Basidiomycota; Agaricomycetes; Boletales; Suillaceae
Exons: 2
Molecular function (GO): protein binding
Source: RefSeq, a predicted model, not a curated record